Molecule: messenger RNA, 3778 nt
Organism: Cyclopterus lumpus (lumpfish)
Lineage: Eukaryota; Metazoa; Chordata; Actinopteri; Perciformes; Cyclopteridae
Gene: recql
Product: RecQ helicase-like
Exons: 16
Coding region: 413-2332 (639 amino acids)
Biological process (GO): double-strand break repair via homologous recombination
Cellular component (GO): chromosome; cytoplasm
Molecular function (GO): 3'-5' DNA helicase activity; four-way junction helicase activity; nucleic acid binding
Source: RefSeq, a predicted model, not a curated record
CUCUUUUUUAUAAUGGGCUAAAUGUACCCUGUAAAACUUUGUCAGGCGCUGCUGAUGUGGACUUGAGUUGCAGGGUAUGCUUGCUUUGAAUCGGGCCUUCUGGGUUAUAUAUCACGCAUAGACGACAUACGUUAUAUCAAUUAAAUAUAUUAAAAAACGAUCCAUGGUUAAAAGUGUGACAAUCCUGCAGCAGGAACCGGCAUUGUUUGGCAUCCUGGCAGGCGGUGCACAGGGUUAAAUGUGCUCCACUCCAGCCGGUGCGGACUGACUGAUGAGCUUCUUCUUUAUGCUAUAGCAACCUGAAGUGUACCUAGUCCUCAACAGGAACGGGGCCUGGACGGAGCCGCUGACUGGGAAUCAUAGCAACGUCUGUGAAGAUUGGCUCCUUUCCCAGAAAAUCAGUCUGAGAGAUAUGGAUGGAGAUGGCAGAACUAACGAUGUGCAGGCGGAGCUGGACUCUGUGGAGGCGGAGCUGGAGUUGGUGGAGCUGCAGAUCACAGAGCUCCUGCAGAAGCAGACUGAGCUGACGGGUCGUAAAGAUGCACUGCUGCAGCGACUAGAGGAUGUCUGUGAUGCUGCACAGCCGUCAUCCUCAAAGUCAUCUGGAGCUCAUCCAGUGCUAAGCAAGCAGGAGAUGCGGCUCUAUGAUGGAAUAGAUUUCCCAUGGUCCAAAGAAUUGGAGCAGCACCUGAAAGACUCGUUCCAUCUCUCCACAUUCAGACCGCUGCAGCUGAGGGCCAUCAACCUGACCAUGUCAGGCAGAGAUCUGUUCCUGGUGAUGCCCACAGGAAGAGGAAAAAGCCUCUGCUUCCAGCUUCCUGCAGUCUGCUCCAAGGGUUUUACAUUGGUUGUCAGUCCCCUGGUGUCCCUGAUGGAGGACCAGAUCAUGUACCUAAAGUCCAUCGAUGUGCCAGCAGUCAUGCUGAAUGCUUCCAGUAGCAGGGAGCAUGCCAAGACCGUCAUGGCUGGAAUGACAGAUCCCAAAGCCCCUUUCAAGCUGCUGUACGUGACUCCGGAGAAGAUCGCCAAGAGCAAGCUGCUCAUGUCCCGUCUAGAGAAAGCCCACAACGCAGACCUGCUGAGUCGGAUCGCAGUGGACGAGGUUCACUGCUGCAGUCAGUGGGGACAUGACUUCAGACCAGAUUAUAAACUGCUGGGCAUCCUGAAGAGGCAGUUCCCCAACGUCCCCCUGCUGGGACUCACAGCCACAGCAACCAGCAGCGUCCUGAAGGACUGUGAGAAGAUCCUGUGUGUGCCAAAGCCAAUCACACUGUCUGCGUCCUUCAACCGGACCAAUCUCUACUAUGAGGUUCGUAUAAAAGAUUCUAACUAUGAUGCAUCAAUAAGUGACGUUGCCUCUCUGAUCAAGAACAGAUACAAGGAUCAGUCAGGGAUCGUGUAUGUGUUCUCUCAGAAGGAUGCAGAGUCGGUGUCCUCUGUGCUCCAGAAGAGGGACAUCCUGGCCUUCCCCUACCACUCUCACAUGGAAGCCGACGAUAAGUCUCAGGUUCACCGCAAAUGGACCUCCAACAAAAUCCAGGUGGUGGUAGCCACAGUGGCGUUUGGUAUGGGCAUCGACAAGCCUGACGUCAGGUUUGUCAUCCACCACACCAUCAGUAAGUCCAUCGAGAACUACUACCAAGAGAGUGGACGCGCAGGUCGAGACGACCGUCAAGCAGACUGCAUCCUCUACUUUGGCUUCUCUGAUAUCUUCAGGAUCAGCACCAUGGUGGUGAUGGAGAACGUCGGUCAGCAGAAGCUGCUGCAGAUAGUGGACUACUGCCAGAAUGUUGACAGGUGUCGGCGCUCCCUCAUGUCUGUUCAUUUUGACGAGGUGUGGGACGAUGAAGGAUGCAACCAGAUGUGUGAUACUUGCCGCCAUGCAAAAGACUACACCACAGUGGACAUUACCCAGCAUGCCAAGCAGGUGGUCCACAUUCUAGAGCUGGCAGCGUCAGCGGAUGAGAAGCUGACUCCUCUGAAGCUGGUGGAUGCGUGGAUGGGCAAAGGCCCAGCCAAGCGCAGGAAGAUGAUCCACACCACCACCCUGUGUCGGCUGCAGGCUGAAGCUGUGGUUGUGAUGCUGCUACUGCAGGGAUACCUCAGAGAGGAUUUCAGCUUCACUCCGUACACCACCUACUUCUACAUGAAGCUGGGCCGCAAAGCUCCUCUGCUGAAGAGCCAGACUCACACACUCAGCAUGAAGAUGGGGUCAACAGGGACGGGGACUGCUGUGGUGAACGCUGUGGUCAAGGCCAAAGAGGGAAAGAGAUCAGUUCAAAGUGGUGGAAGCGGCUCUGUGUCCAAGAAAGUCAAGACAGACCUCCCCUAAGCCCCCACCAUGUCCAGAAGACAAGCUGCCAAAGACACAUCAGCCAAUGAGGAGGAGUGUGAUAUGACCUUUGACCACAUUGACAUGGACCACAGCUGUCCCCCACAACCCAGACAGAAAGUAUUUAAAGACCAGAGAAACCAGUCCAGGAAGCAGACAGACAGAGCACAGAAGCAGCUGACGGACCAACCUGGAGAGGAAGAGGAGAGCGAAGGGAGCUUCAUCUCGCCUCAAAGUGGAAUUGAGGUUGACGUUGAAAUAAACAUUAUAGAUAACAGUUAUGGUCAUAAAACACCAUCACAUCCUGUUAAACAUUGUUCCAAACGCAAAGCCACCACCCCUCAGAGAGUUAGGAGCAAACCCCGUGCUGACACGGCAGCAGCUGUUCCCCUUCCAGGCCCAGGUGAGGACACAGCCGCCAGCUCUCCUUCCCACGCCUCCAUCAUCUCUGAGACUGCAGCCGAAGAGCUCUGUGACCUGAGGAACUACUACAACAAACAGCUGAGGAGGAUUAACCACAUUUCCCAUGAAUACCUGGGGCAGCCCUCAGAGCCAGGGAUGCUGUCAUGUAUCAGGGAGCCCCUGAGGAGCCUCCGUCUGCCCCGCAGGGGGAGCAUCGCCCAGACAGCUCGCAGCCUGUGGACCCGAGUGAGUGGCAGGAGGAAGCUGGUUCACCGCUGAAGGCAGUGUGAAGUUCCAUUUAAUGCACAUCAAGAAUCUCUGUUUGUGAAUAAUCUUCAUGAUUCGUUCAGCGAAAUAAUCUUAACAAAUGUAGAGUAAGAACCUUAGGACCUCCACCACUAAGCUCAAGGAGGACUAGUGACUAACUCAUUUAGACUCUUAAGACACGUGAAAGCUUCUAAUUUCACCAGAUGGGUAUUUCCUGAUUUAUUUUAUAUCACAUGUAAACGUUUACAUCCCUCCAGCUUGUGUUUAAUUUAUUUCACACAUCUAACCAAAAACACAAGGAACAGGAAGUGUACAGAUGCUGACUUGUUUCCGGGUUUUAGGACUGCAGCUUUCUGAAACAUGAACAGCUGGUGUUCUUUUGAAAUCACAAAGGUUCUUCUUGCUGACCCAGUUAAAGAAUCCACUAUGUGAAGGAUUUCACCAUGUCAGAUCCUUUUGCCUUCCUCAUGUGACGAUGUGAGUUGUACUGUCUCCAUUUCCUAGUGUGGACUAUAAACACCCAAUGAGGUUGACCCAACAGGUUCUGAUGAAGCCUCACCCGACCUCGGACACAACUGGACUAAAUGAAUAUGAAUGAUAUGACGAGCUUGUGAUAUCCCCCAGAGACAAAGCACUGUCAGUUUAUUCUUCUGCUGUAUGCUGGUUUCAUGGAGCAUUUCUUGAGACCUGGUUCAUGUGUUGACUGUCGGAUCUAAACUUGGUAAACUCCUCAUACUCUGUGUGGUGAUGUCAGUAAUAAAUGUCAUUUCUAGUGUG